AAACGCUGCUGCCUCCUUUUUAACCUCGUCACUCUCACCUGGCAGCUCCCGCAACUCCUCCUCCGGAGAGGAGGAGCACCUUCAGGACUAGUCGAGGAGGAGCACCUUGAGGACUAGUUGAGGAGGAGCACCUUCAGGACUAGUUGAGGAGGAGCACCUUGAGGACUAGUUGAGGAGGAGCACCUUCAGGACUAGUUGAGGAGGAGCACCUUCAGGACUAGUUGAGGAGGAGCACCUUCAGGACUAGUUGAGGAGGAGCACCUUGAGGACUAGUUGAGGAGGAGCACCUUCAGGACUAGUUGAGGAGGAGCACCUUCAGGACUAGUUGAGGAGGAGCACCUUGAGGACUAGUUGAGGAGGAGCACCUUCAGGACUAGUUGAGGAGGAGCACCUUGAGGACUAGUUGAGGAGGAGCACCUUCAGGACUAGUUGAGGAGGAGCACCUUCAGGACUAGUUGAGGAGGAGCACCUUGAGGACUAGUUGAGGAGGAGCAGCGUGAGUUCCGGCCCUAAAUCAUCUGCCGGAGAGCGUCUCCAGUGCAAACUCACCCCGCUGCAAUCGGACUGCACCCAUGAGCUCCACCUGAGACCCCCACUCCUCCCCUGUGGCUUGCUGGAUUUACUUUUGGGAACCCUUCUUCAGGAUGCUGUGGGACCUGGGACUCGUGCUGCUGCUGCUGGUCUUCACUCCGCAAGCUGCUGGAGGUCAAGACUCAGCAUCUGGAUCAGUCCGGGUCUGCAGCGAGUCUGACCCGGACUCUUUGUGUCCAGAAGGCGGCGAGCUGCCGGCCGGCGGCCCCGUCCGCCUGCUGCGGCUGCUGAAGACGUCCACGCCGGGCGGCGGUUCGGGGUUCGGAGCGGACCGGCGGCGGCCCAAGAGGUCGGUGUUCCUCCACGGCGCCGUGAAGAUCUGCCCCCAAGAGACCGCCGACGAGGUGCUCGCCAGCCACCGGCGGUACUACCAGCUCCGAGUUUGCCAGGAGGCCGUGUGGGAGGCGUUCAGGAUCUUCUUGGACAGGAUUCCCGGGACGUCGGAGUACCAGAGGUGGGUCCACACGUGUCGACACGAGGAGCUCCGCCUCUCCCACAUCGCCCAGAACUUCAGCAGCUCGGAGGAGCACCGGAGCCUCGUCCACAGGAGGAUGAACCUCAUGAGAGUCCGGACGCCCCCCCCGCGAGAGGCGACUGGACCACCGCCGACCCCCCAGACCUCCCGGACCUCCCGGACCCCCGAGACCCCCCAGGAAGCCGGUGCAGCGGUUCAGACCGUCGCCCCGCCGGUUCCCACCAGCACCGUCGUCCUCCUCCGCCCUGCCAGGGCCUCCACCAGCCCCGGCCUCCAGCUGACCCAGCCAGCCGAGGAAGAGGAGGAGGAGGAAGAGGAGGUAAAGGACUCGGAGCUCCCCAACGUGGUCCCCGAGGGUCCGGCGGAGCAGCGCGUGGAGUUCAGCAUCGACCUGGUGGACCCGGGCUACCGGGAGCUGCUGGACGAUCCGGACUCCCCCCAGUACGUGGACCUGGCUCACCACCUGCAGGACCAGAUGCAGCAUGUGUUCGACAAGCUUCCAGGAUACAAAGGCAUCGAGGUGCUGGGGAUCAGCGAGACGCAGGACACUGACGGGCCUGGAGGAAUCUCGGUGCGUUACUCUCUGGUCUUCGAGAUCAAUUCUCCUAAAAUCACCUCGAAGGCCCCUGAGCCGGCCCCCUCGGCCCCCUCCGGCCUCUGGGCGGUGGUGACGGAGGCACUGCGCGAGGAGGCGUCGCUGCCCAUCGAUCUGGACUCGCUCACCUUCCAACCAGGAGGAAUCUUCCUGCCGGCUCAGACGGCGACCUCGACGGUGGAAGUAGUGGAUGAGUUCAGUGAGCCCGAUUCACACAACGAGUUGGAAGUGUCCACCGGGGAGCCGGGGGCCCAGAGGCCUCCCCUCCGGCCCUCGGAGGAGGAGAACGCCCUGGGGACCCUCCUCCAGCCCACCGCCGGCCCCGCGGAGGAGAUCACCGAGGAGUCGGAGGCAAUUUAUGUGAGUGAGCGCUGGCCGUCAGACGAAAAGGAGGAGGAGGAGGAUGAAGAAGAAUUGCCAAUCAUUACCCACGAGAUUGAAACCAUUCAUCACAGGGAAACGGGUGAACUUGUAAGGGACUACAUCGCGACCCCGCCCGUCAUCCUCCAGCUGGAGACAGACGCUCCAAUCAGCCUUUCCCCCAACCUGAUCUCAGAGGAAGACCUGAGUCCUGUGGACCAGGACCAUGAGGACCCUGAGGACAAUGAGGAACCUGAGGACCACGAGGACCCUGAGGACCACGAGGACCCUGAGGACCACGAGGACCAUGAGGACCAUGAGGACCCUGAGGACCAUGAGGAACCUGAGGACCAUGAGGACCCUGAGGACCCUGAGGACCAUGAGGACCAUGAGGACCCUGAGGACCCUGAGGACCCUGAGGACCAUGAGGAACCUGAGGACCAUGAGGACCAUGAGAACCCUGAGGACCAUGAGGACCAUGAGGACCCUGAGGAACCUGAGGACCAUGAGGACCAUGAGGACCCUGAGGAACCUGAGGACCCUGAGGACCAUGAGGACCAUGAGGAACCUGAGGACCCUGAGGACCAUGAGGAACCUGAGGACCAUGAGGGCCAUGAGGACCCUGAGGAACCUGAGGACCAUGAGGGCCAUGAGGACCCUGAGGACCAUGAGGAACCUGAGGACCAUGAGGACCAUGUGGACCAUGAGGACCAUGUGGACCCCGGGCCAGAUGUCGUCCCCCAGACCACACAGAGAUCAUUGACCACAGCGCCCCCCGAUGAGGAAACGGCUGAUGUCACUACCCUCUCAGGCCUCACGGGCCAGCCGCCCACUCAUCCAGCGACGCCUCGGGAAGACCAAGACGUCAACGCUCUUCCCGAUGAGGAAGAGGCCGAGCAGUAUGACCUCAAUGAGGAAGAGGCCGAGCGGUACGACCUCCAUGAGGAAACGGGUCCCCGAGAUGUCUCGAAGUUGGAAGGUGAAUCUGAAACGCUGCAGCCGGAGGGAGGGUUAGUGGUGGAACCCGACGGAGCGCCUGAAGGUUUGCAGCCGACGCCUGAACUAACGGAAGUUUAUGAACAAGAGGAAGGGAAUUUAGAGACGACAGAACCUGAAGCUGAAGUCUCAGAGGCAGAAGAAGAAGCUGAAGUCUCAGAGGCAGGAGAAGAAGCUGAAGUCUCAGAGGCAGGAGAAGAAGCUGAAGUCUCAGAGCCACAGGAAGAAGCUGAAGUCUCAGAGCCAGAAGAAGAAGCUGAAGAGGAGGAAAUAGUUGAAGUUUCAGAGCCAGAGGAAGAAGAAGCAGAAGAGUCUCUGGAAGACAAUCAAGACAAGGUAGCAGCUUCAGAGCUGGAGCAGAAGGAGCUUGAUGAGGAUUCAGAAGUUUCUGAAGCAGAAGACGCCACACCAGAGGAGGCAGAAACAGGCAUUAGCGCAGUAGAGAUGUUGUAUGAAGAAGGAGAAGAUGUGUUGCAACCAGAGAAGGGAAUAGUUGAAGUUAGAGGUGAGGUCAUUGAGGAACCAGAAGAAGAUCUAUUUGAUGAGUUGCAUCCGAGUUUAGAAACUAAGAGAGAUGAUGAGGUUUCAGAACCAGAUGCAGAAGUAGAGGAAGAGUCAGAAGUCUCAGAACAAGGAGAGGAGGUGGUUGAACCUGAAGGAUCAGAAGGACUAGUACCUGAAGCUUCCCAACUGGAAAACGAGGUGGAGGCAGUUGAUGUUGUGCGACCGGUAGAAGAAGAGGAGGAGGAGGUCGCUGAGGUUCCAGAACCAGAGGAGGAGGCUGUGAAAUCCACCGAGGACGUGGUUAAGAUGUCAGAAGUAGAUGAAGAAGUUGUCAGAGCGCCAGGUGAAGGUGAAGGUGAAGGGGCGGUUGAGGAAUUGGAAUUGGGAGUAGCAGGAACAGGAGACGAGGAAGUCCAGGCUGCAGAAUCAGAGGAGCCAGAAAAGGUUUCAGAACCAAGUGAAGAAGUUCUAGAGGUUGUAGACGUAGCUCCAGAACCAGGGAAAGAGGCCGAAGAAGAAGAAGAAGUACCAGAACCAGAGAAGGAUGUAAGAGCAGAAGGCAAAGUGAUCCCGGUACCAGAGAACGAGCCCAAGGACCGCUUGGAAACCCAACGUCCACCAGAGGCUGGAGAGGAGGCGACUGAUGUCUCUAAGGAAGAACGAGAGGAGGAGGGUCCAAAGGAAGCAUCAGAAUCAGAAGAGGGCGCCGUUCACGUGUUACCGCCGGCAGAAGAGUUACCCGAGGUGUCGGAGCCGGAAGAGGAAGCAGGACUCGUUGAUCCAGAGCAUGAGAUAGUCGAGGUUUUAGAACCCGAACCAGAGGGAGACGUCACUGACCCACCGGCCGAAGCCAUUAAAAUCCUCCACCCACCGGACGGCACGGCGGAGCUCGGCUUUGGAGACGACACCGUCCAGAAUAUCCAAGACAACGAGUUCCUUCCAGCAGCCGGACCGGACGGCCACCGGCCACUCGAGGAAGACAACGCGGUCCCGCUCGGCGGAGGUGGACCUGACCCUGAAUAUCACGUCGUCCGUGACUUCUCCACCGAGCAGGAAGUGGAGACCAUCACACCGACGGCAACUUCCAAGAGGGAUCCGCAGUCUGAAUCCAGCUCUGGUGGAGCAGAGGCGACGGAUCCGAACCGCCCCGACGCCACCGAAGGUCCAGAAGACGUUGCAGUGACGGCAGCGCCGGCUCCGGCUGCGGCCGCCGUCCCAACGGCUCCGGCUGCGGCCGCCGUCCCAACGGCUCCGGCUGCGGCCGCCGUCCAAACGCCUCCGGCCUCGGCUGUCGCCGCGUCCGAAGCGUCUGAAGCGUCCGAAGCGUCCGCCCCCGGUCCGACUGUCGACACCGGACUGUUCGAGGUAGCGGAGCGUCCUACUCCAGAGUCUUCAGAGGACGCCGGCGAAGAAGCAGAGAAGGAGUCGGAGCCGGCGGUCGUCGUUAUCGACGAAGACUUGAAGGAGACGGUGCCGAAAGGAGGCCGGAGCCAAACCGCCCCGCCGCCGGCCGCCGGAGACGUGGUGGACGAGGCGGUCCGGGACCUGACGGUGGAGCUGGGUCCGACCGACGCGGCGGCCGAGGGGAGCGGCUUCCCGCCCGAGGGGGGGGAACGCGCCGCCGUCACGGCCCCGCCUCCAGUGAGAUACCUGACCACGCCUCCAGUGAGAUACCUGACCACGCCUCCAGUGAGAUACCUGACCACGCCUCCAGUGAGAUACCUGACCACGCCUCCAGUGAGAUACCUGACCACGCCUCCAGUGAGAUACCUGACCACGGCUCCAGUGAGAUACCUGACCACGCCCUCCAUGACCACGGCCAGCCACGGCCGGGAGCUGGUGGUGUUCUUCAGCCUGCGCGUCACCAACAUGGACUUCUCCGAGGACCUCUUCAACAAGACGUCGUCCGAGUACCGAUCCCUGGAGAACACCUUCCUGGACGUGCUGCUGCCGUACCUGCAGGCCAACCUGACGGGCUUCCAGAACCUGGAGAUCCUGAACUUCCAGAGGGGCAGCGUGGUCGUCAACAGCAAGGCCAAGUUCUCCAAGUCGGUGCCGUACAACAUCACCGAGGCCGUCCACGGCGUCCUGGAGCGGUUCUGCUCCGCCGCCGCCAAGAACCUGAUGAUCCAGAUCGACACCCGCAGCCUGGACGUAGAGCCAGCCGACCAGGCCGACGCCUGUAAGUUCCUGGCGUGCGAUGCGGCGUCCCGCUGCGUGGCGAUUGGCCGGUUGAAGGAGGCGCGCUGCGUGUGCCGGCCCGGCUUCCUGUCGGUGGCUGGCCGGCCCUGCCGGAGCCUCUGUGACCUGCAGCCGGACCGCUGCCCCGGAGGCCGGUGCCACAUCCAGCCGGGACACGGGGCCGUGUGCAGAUACAAAGAUGGCUCCUCCCCCCUGGCCAGUUAGGGAUGGAUCACCUGACAAGACCUCACAAGACAUGUCGGCCUCUCUGAACGUCUUCAUGGUGCGCCCCCGCGGCGCCACGAGGCCCCGGUGUUCUUCUCGUGUAUAUUUCAUGUAAAUAGACUCAAAAUGUUUAUCGCUGCUUUUGAAAAAAAGACCCAAACUGUAAUUUUGACUUUUUCUUAUUUUAAAGUGUGAAAAUUGUCAUUUUUAAUGUUCGUCUGAAAUCAAUAGUUGAAAAUACAAACUGUUGAACAACAACAACGUCGUCGUCCUCGUCUUUCAUACGUGUGUCGACAGAAAGAAGCAGCAGAGCGGUGAGUGACACGUGGAAUGUUUUAUUCUGUUAGAGAUCAGCGUUAGAAAAGUGACAGUGAGGAACGAGGAGACGAGGAGACCCGGUCCAGAGUCCGCUCGGCCCCCUGAGACCUGAAGCGGGUCUCCGUCGAGCCGCUUCACGUCAACGUGCCGCUCUGCAGCCAGGCGUUCUGAAGCAGGAGCGGCAGAUUGUCUGUAAACAGGAGGCGACUCUGCGUGACGCUCCGUCUCCCCUAAGCGUCCCGGUUCCAGUUCCGGAGACGUUAAACGUUCCUGUAAACUCCUUGAGAUGAAGACGUGCGCGGCAGUGAGGGACGAUGUCGUUGCAUAAGAGUUUCACAUCGACCAACAGCCCAGAAUCACGGAGCCGAGUUCAAAGAAACUAAAGAAUCAA
Messenger RNA from Pseudoliparis swirei, 6636 nucleotides. Its product is annotated as titin. The transcript is spliced from 17 exons. Gene Ontology annotation, biological process: visual perception. Lineage: Eukaryota; Metazoa; Chordata; Actinopteri; Perciformes; Liparidae. The record is from RefSeq and is a predicted model, not a curated record. The coding region runs from base 645 to 5927 and encodes 1760 amino acids.